GUAGUUACAUGCCGGAAGACGGGAAGACGGGAAGCAGAAGUGAAUACAUUUCUUACAAUGAGAAUAACGUUGUUCCGCUCCUCAUUGGGUUGCGUGGUGAGAGUUUUCGGACCAGCACCUGCUUCUAGCAGUAAAGCCGUCACACAAGCAGUCGCUGCUCAUCUCUAUUGUUCGAGAAAAACGAUGCAUUAUCUAACGGAGCAGAGAGGACACCUGAAUUCAACCGACUACCGUCUUUAUUUUAAAACCCCAGAAGGAAGAUACAUCUCACCAUUUCAUGACAUCCCUCUCAUAGCAGAGUCUGAAAAGGAAAAUGACGCUCCAGCCAAAAAAGCGAAGACGGACACCGAGGUUAUGCACAUCUUUACAACAGUUGAAACCCAAAGUCAGCUCUCUACAUCAUAUAUUGCGACAAAAGAGCCGCUGAAUCCUAUCAAACAGGAUGUGAAGAAAGGAAAGCUCCGAUACGUUGCUAACGUGUUUCCCCACAAAGGUUACAUUUGGAACUAUGGAGCUCUCCCUCAGACGUGGGAGGACCCAAACCACAAAGACGAGGAAACAAGCUGCUGCGGGGACAAUGAUCCCAUUGACGUCUGUGACAUUGGCACUCAGGUGUGUUCCUCGGGUCAGGUGAUCCAGGUGAAAGUGCUUGGCAUUUUGGCCAUGAUUGAUGAAGGAGAAAUGGACUGGAAGGUUGUUGCUAUUAACGUGAAAGACCCAGAUGCAAAAAACCUAAAUAGUAUAGAGGACGUUCGCAGAAGCCGACCGGGUCAUUUAGAGGCCACUGUGGACUGGUUCAGGAAAUAUAAGGUGCCAGAUGGAAAGCCAGAGAAUAGCUUUGGAUUCAGCGGGCAAUUCCAGGACAAGGACUUUGCUAUCAAGGUCAUCAAUUUAACCCACAAGCACUGGAGGGCACUGGUGCAGAAGAAAGCAAAUACUGAGGGGAUUAUUUGCAAAAACAUCACUUGUUGUGAAAGUCCACACGUGUGCAGUACUGAUGAGGCGGAUGUUGUUGUCCAGUCGGCUCCUGUCUCCGGUCCUGCAAAUCCUGUUUCUAAAGAAGUCGACAGAUGGCAUUUCGUCUGAAGGCCUCAAAGCUCCAUGGAACCUUUCUUUACACCUGUAACAGCAACAUCAGUCUUAAUGUAUGCAGGUAGAUGUUUGUUUUUCUUAAACACUCAGACGUCGUUGGUGAAAGGUGUCAUUAUUAUUGUAUUACCUUUUGAAAAUCAAUGAUCAGUAUAAAUAUGAUUUUUUUUCCAAAGAGAAAUUUUACACAAUUGAUAACAGACUUGAGUUAAAUUAAAAAGACGUAAUCACUUUUUCCUUUUUUUAAAUCUCGCCAUUUUCCUAAAACAGGGCAGUAUUUUGUGUUUCAUGUCUAAAGAAAACAUCAUGUAAGACUGAAAGGACACUUUCAUAACAUAAAGCCAAUAUAUUGUUUUGUCUUUAUACAUUAAGGGGAAUAAAAAAAACGAAAAGAA
Messenger RNA from Oryzias latipes (Japanese medaka), 1484 nucleotides. RefSeq names its product inorganic pyrophosphatase 2. Lineage: Eukaryota; Metazoa; Chordata; Actinopteri; Beloniformes; Adrianichthyidae. Gene Ontology annotation, biological process: phosphate-containing compound metabolic process. Gene Ontology annotation, cellular component: cytoplasm. The record is from RefSeq and is a predicted model, not a curated record. Gene Ontology annotation, molecular function: magnesium ion binding; inorganic diphosphate phosphatase activity.